Colletotrichum gloeosporioides is the source of this 876-nucleotide messenger RNA. Its product is annotated as Protein RTM1. The transcript is spliced from 3 exons. Bases 1 to 876 code for a protein of 291 amino acids. NCBI's taxonomy places the organism in Eukaryota, Fungi, Ascomycota, Sordariomycetes, Glomerellales, Glomerellaceae. The record is from RefSeq and is a predicted model, not a curated record. Gene Ontology annotation, cellular component: membrane.
AUGUCAGAAAUGCAGAAGCCUCCUUCAAAAUAUCAUUAUGACCCUUCCCUCGCUGCCGCAAUCACAUUCGCUGCCUUAUUCGGUAUCAGCAGCGUCCUUCAUGUCUUCCAAACCAUCCGUGCGAGGACAUGGUAUUUCAUCCCAUUUGUCGUGGGCUCCAUUUUUCAGGUAGUUGGGUACUCGGCCCGAGCAGUCAACGCAGCCGAGACUCCGGACUGGUCGCAGAUACCCUUCAUCAUCCAAACCCUUGGGCCGCUACUCGCCCCGGCGCUGUAUGCUGCCUCCAUCUACAUGCUGCUAGGUCGCAUCAUCAGCUCUCUCCGUGCCGAGCAUCUGUCUUUCAUCCGCGUGAGAUGGUUGACCAAAAUCUUCGUGUUCGGGGAUGUGCUCUCCUUCGCUUUCCAGUGUAUAGGAGGAGGCAUUCUUUCCGGCGCAGACGACAAAAGCGGGAUCGAUCGCGGCCAGGACAUGAUCCUCGUUGGCCUCGGCAUCCAAAUCCUCUUCUUCGCAUGCUUCAUGGCGUCGAUCUCCGUCUUCCACUACCGCAUCCUGCGACAGCCGACGACGCUCAGUCUUUCAGGGGUCCGGCCCUGGAAAGAAUACAUCUUGGUGCUUUACUUCACCUCCUUGCUCAUUCUCGUCCGAUCCAUCUUCAGGGUUGUCGAGUUUGCAGAGGGGCAGACGGGUACGCUGCAGAGCAAUGAGGUGUAUCUUUACUGCCUGGACACCGCUCUGAUGUUUCUGUGCUCGGGGGCUUUCAAUGUGUGGUUUCCCGGCCGCGUUGUGUCAUCUUCUGUUGAUAAAGACGUGGACGACCUGAGACUUUCUGAAAUUUCCGAGCAGCUGAAUCACAGGGCUCAUCACCAAGGCGUAUGA